Molecule: messenger RNA, 2818 nt
Organism: Lacerta agilis (Sand lizard)
Lineage: Eukaryota; Metazoa; Chordata; Lepidosauria; Squamata; Lacertidae
Gene: TMEM255A
Product: transmembrane protein 255A
Exons: 9
Coding region: 137-1105 (322 amino acids)
Source: RefSeq, a predicted model, not a curated record
CGCAAGCGCCACAGACCGGCUCUGGUGGUUGGAGGGAGCCGCCGCUGUUGCCCGGAGCAUGAACCUCGAGCAGCUCAGGAGGAUGCGCCGCGGCCGGUAGCUGCCGCCGGACACCUUGCAUUGAGGGCUCGCCACUAUGCGCCAGGCCUUGACUCAGCCGCGCCCUAGCGCGAUCCCCCUCUCCGAUUCUGUAGGGUCUUUCAAUAGAAGAAAAAGAAAUUCCCUCUACGUAACGGUGACUCUUCUCAUUGUGUCUCUGUUAAUUCUUACGGUUGGUCUUGCUGCCACGACAAGAACGCAAAAUGUGACUGUUGGAGGUUAUUACCCAGGGGUUAUUCUUGGCUUUGGGUCAUUUCUUGGAAUUAUUGGAUCAAAUUUGAUAGAAAAUAAAAGGCAAAUGCUGGUUGCUUCAAUCGUCUUCAUCAGCUUUGGCGUCAUCGCUGCCUUCUGCUGUGCCAUUGUGGAUGGUGUGUUUGCUGCCAGGCACAUAGAUCUCAGGCCACUGUAUGCAGGACGAUGUCACUACUAUUCCAAAAGUACAGCUCAGCCAGAGGCAGUCUGCCACCCCCAGCACCGCAGCCCUUGCACGCCCAAGAUCAAAGGCAAUACCUGCUUCUGCUGUGACCUCUACAACUGUGGGAGAGUGGAGAUUUCCGGUGGUUUUUAUGAGUACAUUGACGUCAGCAGCUGCCAAGAUAUCAUUCACCUUUACCACCUGCUCUGGUCAGCAACCAUUUUGAACAUCGUGGGCUUGUUUCUCGGGAUCAUCACUGCUGCAAUCCUAGGAGGCUUUAAAGAUAUGACUCCCUCACUUCCUGCUCUAAACUGCACAGUUGAAAAUGCACGGCCCACUGUAUCUUACUACUCAAGACCCCAGGUGACGUCAUACAACACAUAUUACCACAGCACGCCUCACCUGCCACCGUAUUCAGCGUAUGACUUCCAGCAUUCCAGUGUCUUCCCGGCCUCCACACCAUCUGGCCUUUCGGACGAUCCUCUGUCGCUGUCACCGUCACCAAGCUACGUCUGGUCCCCUACUGCUCCUCCUCGUUACUCCCCACCGUAUUUUCCACCUUUUGAAAAGCCACCACCUUACACGCCAUGAAGGAAGGACGGGUAGAAACUGUGCCACUGGGGCUAAUUGUGAAACCUUUUUGUACUGGAGGGAGGGGGGGAGAGAGAGAAGGGGCACACUUAUUACAUAGCAUACAUAAGCCAUUUAAAAUAGGGGAACCCUGCAACACUCUUCCCAUAGGCCAGGCCUAGGCCAAAUUGAUGCUAACUGCCAGCAGCAAGAAGGGAGAAAUCCUGCAUUCAGCACCUGUAGUCUUGCUCUAUUUGCUUCUUCAAAAUCCAUCAUGAUUAGUUGGCCGCUGUGGACUUGUUGCUUUGAGGGUUUGCUGUGCUGUUUCCGCUCUCACUUUGAGCAAAUUGCUGUGUGGCUAAUCAGGCACACCCUGCUUUUCUCAAAAGGUGUUGAUAAAUGGGUGUUCCUAAUUCCUUUUGUCCUCUUUAACAAAACUGCUGGGCUGAGUGGAAUGUAGCUGAUGGUAAAGAUUUAAAGGAGGAACCCAAGAGCUUGAGUAUAUUAAAUGAAUGCUCCAGACUAGUAGGAGGAGGGAAUAAUAAUAAUAAUAAUAAUAAUAAUAAUAAUAAUAAUAAUAAUAAUAAUAAGUGAUAUAUGAAGCCUUAAUUUUGCACACUGAAAAUGGGCCUUUGAAUGGAAAUUGAGGAAGGUCCAGCUGUUUGUUAGGCAAAUGGCACUCUACUGACACCUAGCGACAUUCUGUGAGCAUUACCUCAAAGUAGAAAAACAAAAGGUUGCUUCACACACAACUUUUUAUCUUUACAUAUGUUGGUGAUGGUUACAUAUAAACCGGCCUUUAUUUUCCUAUUUUGGUUUUUAAUAUAGCCACAAACAAAAAUAGGUACUAUGCCAAAUAUUUUCUGCUCUUUUAAACAGCACAAAUGCCACACAGUUUGGCUGGAUGCACAUGAUCAAAUGUCACUUUCCCCUUUCCUUGCAGGAGGAUGCUGAUUAAUCAAGCAUUGGAUUUCCACCAUUUGUUCCAACAUAAGCCCUGUUUGGGUGUUCAGGCACUCUGCAUGUAAACAGACACAUGAAGAGAUGUGGGAAGGGGGUGUGUGCCAAAGCCCACCCCUUACAGCUCAUCCUCCCUACCCCCAUUUUAUAUUAAAGUUCUGCAGCUGGGGGUCUUCUGUACUCAUGGUGGCUGCUUCUGCUGCUCAGUGGUAGGGCAUCUGCCUUGCAUAUAGGAGUUCCAAGGUUCAAUCUCCUGGCAUUGCUGUGUAAACCGUUGCCUGAAAACCUGGAGAGCUGCUGCCAGGCAAUGUACACACAAUCCUCAGCUAGAUGGACCAUUGUUCUGAUUCAUUAUAAGGCUGGGUCCCCAUGAAACUGUGACACAAAUAGGAGGGUUUAAAUAGUGCAAGCAGCUCAGCCUCCACAAGAAGAGGAGGCUCCCCACAUGUCUUCACCACCAUUGGAAUCCCUCAAGUAGAGAGUGUUUGGUGUAGCCAUUUUUGGACUCUUGGGUGAUCAGGAACUGAGGCUAACAUUAACUGUCCUCUAAGCUGUGCAGCUAGACCUAGACUGCAUGCUUGCAUUAUUCAUAGGCUUACAUAGUCAGCUUCAAAUGACACACAACUCUGCAUGCAGAAUCCUCAACUUCUACAAAUCCUAGGAAAUCCUAGUCUGAUUUACACUUUAUGUUGCAGUCUCUCAUGCAUCUUAAUAGGGAACACUCAAAUAUUUGAAGCAGGUAUGUAUAUAAUUGCAAAUCCCUCCCCCCCCAAA